This is a messenger RNA of Nematocida parisii ERTm1, 1321 nucleotides long. Its product is annotated as elongation factor 1-alpha. Gene Ontology annotation, molecular function: translation release factor activity; GTPase activity; GTP binding. Gene Ontology annotation, biological process: translation. The record is from RefSeq and is a predicted model, not a curated record. Gene Ontology annotation, cellular component: translation release factor complex. Lineage: Eukaryota; Fungi; Microsporidia. The coding region runs from base 1 to 1305 and encodes 434 amino acids. The transcript has a single exon.
AUGGACGGACUGACGGAGUCUAUUAAGAAUAUAUCAAUUAAAAAGAAGCAAUUAAGCAUGAUAUUUAUAGGGCAUGUGGAUGCAGGGAAAUCCACUACGGGUGGGCAGAUAUUAUACCUUGCAGGUAAGAUUGAUAAAAGAACACUGGAGAAGUAUGAAAAAGAAUCAAAAGAGAAGAAUCGGGAGAGUUGGUAUCUAUCCUGGGCACUUGACAGUAAUCCUGAGGAGCGGGAUAAAGGAAAGACAACUGAGCUAGGCCAGGCAUAUUUUGAUACGGAUAAGACUACCGUGCAGAUACUAGAUGCACCCGGGCAUAAAAUGUACGUUCCAAAUAUGAUACUUGGAGUGAAUCAGGCAGACAUUGCAGUACUUGUUAUAUCUGCACGGCAGAACGAGUUUGAAGCCGGAUUUGAGAAGGGUGGGCAGACUAGAGAGCAUAUUUAUUUAGCGAAAGCAUCUGGUUUGUCAAGGAUAUGUGUUCUAAUAAAUAAGAUGGACGAUGUCACAGUGAACUGGUCAGAGGAUCGGUACAAUCAUAUCAUAAAGUCAACAAAGAAACUUCUGCACGCACUUUUUGGGAAGAAUGAUGUGGUUUACAUGCCAAUUAGUGGGUUCUUAGGGCACAACAUAAAAGAGAACAACUUAUCCGAAGUGGCUCCGUGGUAUACUGGUCCAUCUUUCUUUGAGUACAUCGAUUCAAUUGACAUCCCCAGGAGGAAUUCUGAUCCUCUGUACGCUUCUAUAUCAGAUGCAUCCAAGGAGAUGGGCGGGUACUUUAUAACUGUCCGUGUGGAAAGGGGUGUACUUGAUAAAUCACAAGUAAAGCUGUACCCAGGCGCCAGAAAGAUAAACAUAAUUUCAAUAACAAUUGAUGAGGAGGAAGUGGAAAGAGUACAUUCAGGAGAAACUGCCAGAAUUAAAAUAAAGGAAACCGAUGAAAUAUUCUCAGGCGAUGUAAUAACAGCCCUGGAGUACGCAGAAACAGUAGACUCAAACUAUUUCAUGGCAGCACUAAGCAUAUUAGAUGCCAAAUCUCUAAUUACAAAGGGGUAUAUGGCAGUUAUGCAUAUGGGGGCAAGGGAAGUCCCCAUUUCAAUUGGGGAUUUGUACAAAAAAGAAGGCGAUAAAAUACUUAAAGUUAAAUUCGCAAAAACAGGAGACAAACUCGUUGCAGAGAUAUUUGUGAACAUUCCGAUUCCAUUGGAGGUGUACAAUGCCAGCAAAAGGACCGGGAUAUUCACACUCCGGGAUGAAACAAGAACUGUCGGGUUUGGGAGGGUGCUAAAAAUUAAAGAAAGAAAGUAAAAUUUUACAGCUAAAC